GUGGAAAGCUGGCAUGAGUCACAUUUUAAAUAACGCGAACUUUAGCGAAGAAUCUAUUUUUCCUUCACCGAAGCGAUUCAAGAUGAACACCACAGAUACACAGAACAACACAUUCCUCUUCACCUCUGAGUCCGUUGGUGAGGGACAUCCUGACAAGAUUUGCGACCAGGUUUCUGAUGCUAUCCUGGAUGCUCAUCUUGAACAGGAUCCUGAUGCUAAAGUCGCGUGCGGAAUACUUCCAGUGUCAUACAGUAUACCGCAAGGGUCAGUUGUGGGACCUACGCUUUUCUCAAUGUUUACGAAUGACUUGCCAACAUGUGUAGUGUCAGGAUCGGUGUAUAUGUUUACUGAUGACACUACCAUUUAUUGCAUCGGUACAUCAGCAGAUGAAGCCACUGCACAACUAAACUUAGCAAUGCACGAGCUGUAUUCAUGGUGUCUCGCUAACAAGCUAACACCCCACCUAGUUACACUUGUUUGUUGGUUUUCAGGUUUUGAUUUCAAGACAUGCAAUGUAUUAGUUGCCCUUGAACAGCAAAGCCCUGACAUUGCCAUGGGUGUCCACACGGGAAGAAAGGAGGAAGAUAUAGGUGCUGGUGACCAAGGUCUCAUGUUUGGCUAUGCCACUGAUGAGACAGAGGAACUUAUGCCUCUGACAGUGGUCUUAGCGCACAACCUUAACCGAAAGCUUGCAGAGAAGAGGCGUGAUGGAUCUAUGUCCUGGCUACGACCCGACUCAAAGACUCAAGUCACUGUAGAGUAUAAAUUUGAAGGAGGUGCAGCUAUUCCUCUCAGGGUUCAUACCAUCGUUAUUUCCACUCAGCACGAACCAGAUAUCACAUUGGAAGAACAGAGGAAGCAGCUUAGGGAAAAAAUCAUCAAUGAGGUUGUCCCUCCUAAAUAUCUUGAUGAUAGUACUAUUUACCAUCUUCAACCUUCUGGUGCAUUUGUGAUUGGAGGUCCUCAGGGUGAUGCUGGUCUGACAGGAAGGAAGAUCAUUGUAGACACAUAUGGUGGAUGGGGAGCACAUGGUGGUGGUGCCUUCUCUGGAAAGGACUACACUAAGGUUGAUAGAUCUGGUGCUUAUGCAGCAAGGUGGAUUGCCAAGUCUCUUGUAGCUGCUAAACUGUGCCGUCGUGCUCUUGUUCAAGUCUCGUAUGCCAUUGGUAUCGCAGAGCCUCUCUCAAUCACAGUGUUCUCUUAUGGAACUGGCAAGAAAUCUGAAGAUGAACUCUUGAAAAUUGUUAGGGAAAACUUUGACCUCCGUCCAGGAAUGAUUGUGAAAGACCUCAAGCUAAAGAAUCCCAUCUAUCAAGACUCGUGCAUCUAUGGUCAUUUCAAACCUGGCCCUGGCUUCACAUGGGAAGUUCCUAAGAAGUUAGCUUUUUAACUGAAUUUGCCAUUCUUACACCUGGAAACACAAAGAGGAAAGUGACCCAUGGAGUGGACACAGAUGAUUGUAUUUGAAACUAGAUUUUCAAAGCCUCCAAAUAUAAAUACACCAAACAGAAAAACACAAAUUAUCACUGCCUUAGUUUAAUAUACGUAUUUUCAUUUAUUCAAAAUGCAUAGCGUGUAGGGUAAUUGUAUUUGCUAAUGCAGCUUUUGUAUUUUGCUGUAAAAAGCAGCAAGCUUGUUUCGGGAAAAGCAGUCUGAGAAAGGAAAAGUUAUUUUAUAUUAAUGAGCAGAAGGAGCAGUAUAGGACCUGUAGCAAAUUACAACCAAACUAAAUUAUGUUUAUUUAUUAUCUAA
Pocillopora damicornis (cauliflower coral) is the source of this 1752-nucleotide messenger RNA. RefSeq names its product S-adenosylmethionine synthase. The record is from RefSeq and is a predicted model, not a curated record. Gene Ontology annotation, molecular function: methionine adenosyltransferase activity; ATP binding. Gene Ontology annotation, biological process: S-adenosylmethionine biosynthetic process. NCBI's taxonomy places the organism in Eukaryota, Metazoa, Cnidaria, Anthozoa, Scleractinia, Pocilloporidae.